UACACAACCUAGUUCGAUGUAUAAGUACUCUAUAGUUUAAGCAGAUUUAGUGUAUUUUUUAAAUAUUUAUGAAAUUAUUUUAAAUUAGUGUAAAAUGUUAUUGAAUAGUGUUGUAUUGUUGUUUGUUUUGGGAUUUUCCCAUGUUCCUUUUACAACAGCAUCAUUUAGCUCAUACUCAGACACAAUUUCGUGUAGAAUGCCGCGGCUGGCGCACGGCAGGGUGCGCAUGAAGCAGCGUGCUAGGUUCGUCAAGUUCAUCUGUCUUCCACGGUACGAGCUCGUGGGGAACAAAUACGCAACUUGUAAGGAUGGGAAAUGGGACGUGCCUAUGCCUGUGUGUGUUCGCCCUGGUUGCAGUGUCCCCUUUGUAGCGAAUGGCAUCAGUUUGCCCAGUAAUGGCGACGCCUGGGUGAUGUAUUUCUGCCUGCCAGGCUUCAAGCUGGUUGGCUCGUCUGUUAUUAUAUGCGAUGGUGUGCAGUGGAACGCGUCUGCGCCUACCUGUGUUGACAGCUCGCAGCCCCCCCAAUUAAGUUGUGACUUCGAGAGUCCAGACCUCUGCGGUUGGAAACAGGAUGAACUACACGAUUUCGACUGGAAGAGAUUGAAUAAGAGGACACCCAGCUCGUUCCUAUUUACUGGACCGUCUUUUGAUCAUACAUUGGGAAUUGGGAGAGAUGGUUAUUACAUGUACAUAGAAAGCACAUCAAGACUGGAGAACGAUACUGCGCGGUUAAUAUCACCUAUAUUUGAUAAUUCAUUGACCAAAGACGGAUGUUUCUCAUUUUACUAUCAUAUGUUUGGCAAAACUUGCGGCGGUCUUAGAGUGUAUCAGAAACCGGAAAAUGUUGAUAUGCAAACCAUAUUAAGAUCUGAAAAUAGAGACAAAUAUAUUCUUUUCGAGAGAUGGGGUAAUUUGGGCGACGUGUGGUUUGAUGAUGUUGCAAAGCUGAAGAAUUCUUCAGAGAAUUUUCAGAUUAUAAUAGAAGGUGUGCGAGGCUCCAGUUUCACAAGCGACAUAGCAAUAGAUGAUGUGGCCAUUCUUCAGGGCAGUAACUGUACGGAGGCAGCCAGUAAGGCUGUCACUCCUUCGCCUAAGUUACCGCCAGACUCGUGCGUCGGCCGCUGCGCAAUGAGACAAACGCAAUUGAACGAGCUCGGAUGUAGCUGCUCCCCGUACUGCCUGGCGGAGGACACCUGCUGUCCGGACUUCUUCGAAAUAUGUAUCUUUAUGCCUGACUCAACGACGCCACUAGACGAUAUCGUUCCAGUAAAUAGUACAGAAGAAAUCGGGCCGCAAACACAAAAACUUAUUCUUACUACACCAGAAACUACCUCAACUUCCACGACACCAUCUACUACUACUGUUACUAGUACUACUUCUACGACAACUACUUCGACAACGACUACUUCUACUACUCCUCGUACUACUACUACUUCUACUUACACAACAACCACACCAAAACCAACUACGAAAACAACAAAAAAACCAACAACAAAAUUAACUACCAGGAAACCUACUACAACAACCACGAAGAAACCGACUACAAAAAUUAUUCCUAAAACGACAGUUAAAACUACUACAAAAGCUACCAAACCUACUACAAAGAAACCUACUAUGACUACAAAAUCUACUACAAAAAUUUCAACUACAACAGAGUUUGCUCACGGUAUUUCAAGAACGUAUGAAAAUCAUAACGUUUACCAUGAAAUGGUAGAAAAAGCUAAAAAGGAGCAGCAAGUUGAAACAAGGAAAAUUAAACCACAGAAACCUGAAGAAUCAAAGUCAAGCAGUACAAUUAUCAUAUUACUGACUCUAGGGUUAGUAUCAGUUCUGUUCGGCGGUGCGAUAUGUCUGAACAAUGUCGCACGGUCGUCCCGUGGUCGUAUCGCGAUCGCGAGGUUCCGUGGUCGUGUGAGUAACGACCAGGAGGUCCGUUAUUUGUCCACGGACGUUGAUGAUGAAUAAAUAAUUGUAAAUAA
Colias croceus (clouded yellow) is the source of this 1980-nucleotide messenger RNA. RefSeq names its product MAM and LDL-receptor class A domain-containing protein 2-like (gene Scr-c). The record is from RefSeq and is a predicted model, not a curated record. NCBI's taxonomy places the organism in Eukaryota, Metazoa, Arthropoda, Insecta, Lepidoptera, Pieridae. The coding region runs from base 95 to 1966 and encodes 623 amino acids. Gene Ontology annotation, cellular component: membrane. The transcript is spliced from 10 exons.